Messenger RNA from Cucurbita pepo subsp. pepo (vegetable marrow), 750 nucleotides. Its product is annotated as signal recognition particle 9 kDa protein. Gene Ontology annotation, cellular component: signal recognition particle, endoplasmic reticulum targeting. Gene Ontology annotation, biological process: SRP-dependent cotranslational protein targeting to membrane; negative regulation of translational elongation. Lineage: Eukaryota; Viridiplantae; Streptophyta; Magnoliopsida; Cucurbitales; Cucurbitaceae. The record is from RefSeq and is a predicted model, not a curated record. Gene Ontology annotation, molecular function: 7S RNA binding.
UUAUUUACUAUUUAUUGUUCGCACGCUCGCCAAAUUUCCCGGGCUCUACCUCUCCUUCGCUUCUGCCGCCGAGCCAUGGUCUACAUAGCUUCCUGGGAUGAAUUCGUCGAGCGUUCUGUGCAAUUGUUCCGCUCCGAUCCUAAUUCCACGCGGUACAACGUAAAGUAUCGACACUGCGAUGGGAAACUGGUUCUUAAAGUCACCGAUAACCGCGAGUGUCUUAAGUUCAAGACUGACCAGGCGCAGGAUGCCAAGAAGAUGGAAAAACUCAACAACAUAUUCUUCACUCUGAUGGCCCGGGGUCCCGAUGUGGAUAUAUCAGAAGUGACGGGCAAGGACCAGGUUGAUGCACAGCCAACCAAGAAAGAGAAGUUGGCUAAGUCUGCUUUCUCGUGCCUCCUGAUUUUAGAUUUAAGAUCAUGCCUUGCACAUUAAACCAUUAGAUAUCCCACUAAUACUACUUGAGUGAAUGCAUAUCAAGAUUUUUCUUUAGCAAUGCUUUAGUCUUUUACCAAGAUGCUCCAACCAUCACUAUGUUAGCUCUAUCUUCAAAUCUGCAUGGAAGGCCCCUUCUUUAGUUGCUUUUGGGAUGUAUUUCUGGGAUUUGUUUCAGUUAUUGGAAUUUCACCCAUCAAAGCUCAAGUCUUUUCUUGAUGGAGCUGAACACUGCUUGUUAUAGCAAGAGUGUGUUCGAGAUUGCUCUAGGUGAAUAGUUUUUCUUUUUCAACAAAUAUUUUUGGGAAAAAAAAA